Messenger RNA from Clonostachys rhizophaga, 1584 nucleotides. The record is from the annotation of a GenBank genome assembly. NCBI's taxonomy places the organism in Eukaryota, Fungi, Ascomycota, Sordariomycetes, Hypocreales, Bionectriaceae.
AUGGCAAAGGUCAUAAUGGCAGAUGUCACCAUGGCAGAGUCUCUUGACCAAGAAUCUCAGCCAGCGGUGCAGAAAGCAUUCCCGGGCGAGAUUCACAACCACAUCGCUGGGAUGCUCGGUCCCGUUGACCUGAUCUCCCUCAGCCAGACCAAUCGUUACUUCCGGCAGCUCAUCAACCCUGGAUGGAAGGAGCUUGCAGAGCGCCUCUUGGUCAUUGAAUGCAAAAAGAAGCACGGAGGCGGCACCUCCUUGUUCUACACCACCGCCGAUGAUCACACGCAUCUCCACGACACGCUCGAACCGUUCGAGGCCAACCUCUGGGCCUGCCCGGGCUGUCUCCAGCUGCUCCCUCAUUACCGCUUCGACAACCAGUCCAUCUACUGGCUGGCAACCCGAAAGCCAAUGCCCGGAACACCCGCCGCUGAUAUCGCCAGCUCCUGGGUCCCGACACAGCACAGGGAAGACUCUGAAGAGGAGAGCAAGCGCAUGAGGCAAGAAAUAUACACGUAUUAUAUGAUGCAUCGUUCAGAGGCAGACGAUGAAGACGACCCCGUCCUCAUGAACGAAAGUUGCGGAUACGACCGCCAUAAACGCCGAUGCAUCGAAUGUCAAUACCGGCUUGGGAUGGUCGGAGGCUAUACUCGCGAUCAGCUUCCCCCAAUUCCGCCAUCACAUGAAGAGCGCCUCGCAGGUACGGUAAGAACCACCAGUACCCUCACGAGUCGCGCGGUCAUGCUGAGCUCGGGCUUCGUUCGAUUCUGGCCCAAGCUCGACGAGAUGAUUCAAUGCAAGGCUCCGACCAUCACGCCUCUCGGAUCCAACAGCAUACCCUGGCGCAGAGAGGACAAGCUCUGGGACAUGUACAUGAUCCGCUGCACCGGCUGCGAAGGAUGGAAGGAGCUUCGGGCAUUCCGCAUCGAAGGCACGCGUCUGGACUGGAGACCCUUUCGGUUUACCACCGGCAUCCCGCAGUGGCUCCCGCGCGACGUGGCCAAGGACGACGAGGCGCCCAAGCUGGAGAAUCGCCCGCUGGCAGAGCUUCGGUGCAACCACUGCUUUGCCUGGGAGCACGGCACUGAAAGACUGGGCGAGAUCCUCACCAUCCGGUUCGAGAUGAACAUCAAGCCGCACCUGUCCGAGCUGGAGUACCGCCUGCACUCCCACUACAAGGCGGUCAAGUACCUCGGUGCCGAUGGGGCCGCAGAGAAGCACCGUCCGAAGGAAGAUCCGUCGGGGCACUUCGAGGAACUGGUGCGGUUGGUGCGUCAGGCGGAGGAGAACAACAGGGAGCUGAGCGAUAACCGCCAAUGGAGCCUCAACCAAGCCGACGUUGACAGACUGCGAACUGAAGCUAAAGAGUUCAAAGACAUAUGGAUCAGAAUGCGGACGUCUCAGCCGCGCCUCGCAUCGAAGCUUGGUAGAGACAGGGCCUUUAUCUCGUGGAUCAAUGAUUUUAACAAUUCAGAGAUCGAAUGGAAGUGGCUCAAAGAGUGCCAGGCCAAGAUCCUGGAGAACCCGGAUUUGCUGCUGCAGUGGGCGCUGAACCUUGAUGCCCCACGUUGUUGCUAUCCGUCUGCUGGGUAG